Messenger RNA from Arthroderma uncinatum, 2364 nucleotides. RefSeq names its product ankyrin. Gene Ontology annotation, cellular component: axon initial segment; membrane; synapse. Gene Ontology annotation, molecular function: transmembrane transporter binding. NCBI's taxonomy places the organism in Eukaryota, Fungi, Ascomycota, Eurotiomycetes, Onygenales, Arthrodermataceae. The transcript has a single exon. The record is from RefSeq and is a predicted model, not a curated record. Bases 1 to 2364 code for a protein of 787 amino acids. Gene Ontology annotation, biological process: neuronal action potential; negative regulation of delayed rectifier potassium channel activity.
AUGACGGCAAUAGAACUCGCCACCCCAUGUCUCUCUCUACUAGACAACAUUAACAAUGAUGAACUUGCUCAUCUACUUUACCAAAAACGACACGAGCCAGUUGACAAUACCCUACUGGCUCUCCUGCAGAGGCUCAUACAUACCCUGGAGGAGCUAGCUCUGGACGAACUGCAAAGUAUCCUAAAUCAACGACAAACUCAAGCAGAAUUAAAUGAAGACUAUGUGAAAGCAUUUAUUUCUGGGACGAUUGCCUACCUAGGCAAAGAUGUGACAUUAGACCACCUUCUAAGCCGUGAUAUGCCUGAGUCAGUGGUAUUUCAGGGCACAACAUUAAAUGAUUUUGAUCUCGUGGCGCUGGCGGCUAUUUUUAAAGGGGACGAGGAUAUUUUAAGAGUCCUUCUUGACUUGGGGAGAGUCGGCAAGGGGAAAGACUUCUACUCCGUGGCACUCUAUUUAGCGUUCUUCAUCGGUGACGUCAAGGUGUAUGCCCUACUAUUGAACAGGAGUGAAUUUGGACCAAAUGAUUUAUACAGCCUGAGAAGAGGUAACAUUUUUACCUGCGCUGCCAAAAAUGGCCACAUUGAACUCAUCGAUUUCUUAUUGAAUGAGGGAGUGCAGGCUAUCAACAGCAAAUACUUUCCCCUGCAUGAAGCAGCUUCCAAUGGACAUCAAGAACUUGUUCGGAAACUGCUUAGAGCGGGAUUUGACGUCAACGCAAUAAACGAUGCGGGCGAGACUCCACUGCAUGCUGCCGUUCGUUCCGCAGAAUCAGAUAGCUCAAAGCACAAUUCUAUUCCCAUCAUAAAGUCUCUCCUUGACGGUGGAGCGAACCCUACACAGAACACUCCGGCAUCGACAGCACUUCAACUAGCGGCCCGAUAUGGAAAUCAUGGCGCUGCUGAACUACUCCUGCAGGCAGGAGCUGACCCAAACUUCGCCCCGAAGGGUACCGAUACUCCGUUGAUACGUGCAAUUGAGUCUGGUGACAUAGAAACGGUCAACAUACUGCUUAAAUAUGGGGCGAAUAUUCACCAAGUCUCUAAGCGGCAUGGAAACGCACUAAUCGCGUCAAUUAAGAAGGGAGAGGAGGCAAUGUUUGAUUUAUUUCUCAAAAAUUUCGACUCAAAUACUACCGAUACCACAGGAGCUUCAGCACUUUACUUCGCUGCCGCGGGUGGACAUGAAGGCAUGGUGCUUAAGCUGAUAAACAACGGAGCCAACAUUCUCGCCAACCAUAACACAGUUUUUUCUGCUACUAUGGGAGCUGGCUUAAGUGGGAACAGCAGAAUUGUGAGAACACUCUCCCAGAAGGGAGUUCACGAUGACCAUGCGGCAUUAUAUGCUGCAUCUUCUGCUGGAGAAGAUGAAUUGGUUACCCGACUACUCCUUGAUGGUGCAGACAUCGGGCACUGUAUACUGCCAUUCGACCGUGAUCUAUCACUUCAUGCUGCCAUGAUUCGGGGACACGAAUCAACGGUUAGGCUAUUGUUAGGUGCUGGAGCGACUUGCAGCAGCCGGCACUUUCCUAGCUUUUUUCUCGAAACAGCCUCCCGAAGAUAUUUUGGAAUCGCCAAGUUGGUUCUAAACACAAACACUACCGGGCCUAUUCGACUUUGCCUCACCAAAACGCCGGUUAUGGACGGUGGUAAAAUUCCAAUUGCUCUGCUUCUUCUAACACUUAAAGCUGGAGCUAGGGCUGGCAACGUUGCUGCUGCCUGGGAAUUUAUACAACCAUAUGGCCAGGACGUUGUGGAAUUCAUGGAAUAUUUGCUUUCCCAGGAUGCAAAUGUGAAACUACCUGUCGACUCUCCUAAAUCAGCCUUCCGAUCAGCUAUCGAAUCUCAUAACCUGGCCCUGUUCACUUUCCUAUUAGACUGCUACGGGGCAAAUAUAUCCGCGGAUCACCCCAACUUGAUAGAGUUAGUAGUUGCUAAUAAUGAUCUGUCGACAUUGGAACAUUUACUGCAGAGAGUUAUGGAGGAGAAGGAACCCAAGUCAUCUCGGUGGCAAUUAUGUCUCGAUAGAGCACUUAUGGCUGCUCUCGAGCAGAAUAGCUAUCCCAUGGUGGAGAUGUUAGCACGUUAUGGUGCUUUCAGCAAAUAUUCCUCUUACCCAAAGUCAAGCGAUGUUGAAACCGACGGCCACACUCCAACGGGUAGCCGCAGUAGCGAAUUUUCCCUUGCCAUAACGGCAGUUGAAACGGCAAUGAAGAAAAGAAACGAAUUGGUUGUUAGGUUUCUCGUCGCACUGGGUGUUCUAGACCAUGUGGACUCAGGGGCGGUGCAGAACAUUCUCUCAAAGGCUGAAAGGCACCGAUGUCCUUUCGUGUUAGAAGUUCUCAACAAUAGGAGACUCAUCGGGUAG